Messenger RNA from Necator americanus (New World hookworm), 618 nucleotides. RefSeq lists its product as uncharacterized. The record is from RefSeq and is a predicted model, not a curated record. Lineage: Eukaryota; Metazoa; Nematoda; Chromadorea; Rhabditida; Ancylostomatidae. The coding region runs from base 1 to 618 and encodes 205 amino acids. The transcript is spliced from 7 exons.
AUGAUUUCUGCUGCACUGAUAGUUUUUCUAUUUCCAGGGAUUUUUUCGGAAGAACAAACAGAGGAAGAGAAGCCCAGUGAGUGCCUUAAGAAGUGCAUGGGGCCUCUUAUAAAGAUUGAAAGAACCUACGACUAUAUGUUCAACAACUAUGAAGAGAUCUGCGAUAAACUGGAAACAGGAGCGUUCUGUGCGCGCAAAUGCGAGAGAAAGGACGUGGAAAAAUUCCAGCAAUAUACCACUUUCUAUAGAAUUCACUGUAUCGAUUAUGAAGAAGACCUCGAGCCCCACAUCCCAUGCCUGCGAAAAGCAGCGAAGGAGGCUGAUCAAGUGUGCAAGGACAGAUGUCAAAACAAUUAUAAAGUCGAAAAAACCGACGAGAAGGAGAAGCAGAUAAAGAAAGGCUGCCUAUCACUAGAAUGUUCGACCGUUUGCUAUUUCCAGGAGUUUGUUGAAGAAUGCCCCGAGGCUAAGGAGGCCCUCUUGAAAUUGAACGUCGGGCAAAUCCACUCGAUAGCGAUAACGAUUCAUCCGGUUUCAUUUGAACGUAUGUCGCAGGAAUGCAGAAAUGUCCACGACACUGAUCAUAUGAAGAAGAAAAUGUUGGGAAUAGAGGAUUGA